UUUUUGUAUGGUUUUCAAAAAUUCCACAGUCUGUUUAAAAACCAAAUGUGGUUAUUUUGUGGUUUUUUGAGGUUAAGUUUCAAAGGAUGCAAAUAUCCAUACAAAAUCCACAUCAGGUUAAUUAAUCUCCAUGUGAUGUAUGGAAACUAAAAAAUCCAAAGAAUAAAAUGUCAAUAUCCUUGCAUGGAAAAUUGUGAAGUUCCAUUUAAUGGUUAUCCAAAAUUCCACAGUUGUCAAGGAAAUUUAAAUUUCCAAACUAAGUUACCUUGGAUUUUAAAAUUCCAAUGGUGGAAAUUGUUUGACAUUACUAAGCAUGGAAAUUAAUAAAUCCACAGUUGUCAUGGAAAUUAAAAUUUCCAAACUAAGUUAAUUUGGAUUUUAAAUUUCCAAUGGUGGAAAUUGUUUGAAAUGACUACUACGAGUUUCAGUUUCUUAUAGUACAUGUAAGUGAAUUUUUUAAAGGCAGGAAAACAGAAUUCCUCCCUGGCUUGCAGAAAUUUAAUUGUUCAUUGAAUUGUAUUCUUUGUUGCAAAAAUUUACUUCAGUUGACAAUCGAUCGCUUUGCACCAUUAUUUUUUGGAAAGAUAAUCGAAUACUCAAACUAUUCAGGACUUUGAUAAGCAUGUAAGAUAAUAAGAUUUUCCCUGAUCUUUUUUUUUUUUGUUAUAAUAGGAAAUCCCUGAUAUUUUGCUGACCGUGGCAGCAUAAUAAAUUUUGAGCGUCAGUUUACGUGAGUCAUUCUUCGCUUUCUCUUAAUUUCUUAUUUAUGAUAUAAAUAUUCUUUUCUAAAUGACAAACUUUUCAUAAUAACAUAUUUAAGAUUCAGAUCAGCACUACAAGCUAGCAAAAUGCGCACCCACCUGCACUACAUUCAACCUCACGUCCAACGAUUAAUUCACGCUGACUUGAUAACAAAAGAUGCUGUUGCUGCGUCUUAGGGUUCACAGCUUUACCCUUGCAGUUUUCGCAAGGGCAGUGAACAUGAACAGAUACCCUUGCAGCACAAUAGCAACGUGAAGAGGGAAAAAAGGAUCCGAAACGUUUAUCCGCCUUCUCCGCCAUGUUUUCUUGCUAAACAGCUUUGCAACCUCUCCUCCAAACUUAUGGUCAGCGGAUACUGAAAUUUCGACCAAUGAGAAAGCUCCGCGUGAGUCGUGUCGUUUCCCGCCAGAAAUGGGAUCAAAACUGCACGUCAGACUAAAUUUUGUGCUCUUUGCUCGGCUGCUGCACAAGUUUGUGUUUCUACGAGAAGAUGGUCGAUUCGGAAGAAGAAGUUGGAGUUCUGGACCAAGAUUUCACGCCAUUUACGCAGUCAAGUCCGAGCUAUUCCGUUGAAAGUGAAACGGAUCAAGAAGAACGGAUCUGCAAGAUUUUCAAGAAGUGGAAUGCAAGGAAACUUCCAGACUCUGCCAAAGGAGGAACGGUUUCAAAGAAAUCGAAGAUUGAACCGUCAAUUGAACCAGCAUCAUUGGGCGCCGAGGACUGCAAGGAAAAUGUCGACGUCAAAGAUUGGAGUGUGGAAGAUGUUCUGCAGUGGCUGGAAAGAAAAGGAUUUAAAGAGGAAUGUGAGCUUUUUAAAGGUUUGUACAUUAAACCCUGUCAGUGCCAAGAUUUUGAGGGGGGUGAUCUGCAAGUGCCAAAGCGAAUUAUUUUCUAUCACUUCACGCUACCCUGCAAACACACAUGAAACAGAUGUUGAAUUCUACCUUUCCGUCUCCAUCCUAGUCCUCCAAAACAAACAUAUUCGUGAGGAGUGAUGGUUACUCUUGUUCCAUAAUCCAAAAUAGACGAAGGAAAGUAAAAUAUUUACUGUCAGUUCGAGCAUUUUUGCCACGCUUGCGAUCCGUGGAUGUUUGGAAGUCGCUUCGCAACGCGGUACGAUUAACAGUAGAUUUUGUCCUUUACCAUCUUACCAAAGGAAAUUUAUCAGUUAUCGAUGAAUGUUGAGGUCCUGAAGAUUCCAUUUCCAAGAUUUUAUUGUCCUGUUUUGUUCUGAGGGCACGUAACACAUACGGAAAAGAACUACAUAACAAAAUGGCUGCCAUGUUAACGUUUUCUUCUUCUUUGCAAAUGAAAACGCACAAACUUGGGCAACUGACU
Messenger RNA from Pocillopora damicornis (cauliflower coral), 2100 nucleotides. RefSeq lists its product as uncharacterized. Lineage: Eukaryota; Metazoa; Cnidaria; Anthozoa; Scleractinia; Pocilloporidae. The record is from RefSeq and is a predicted model, not a curated record. Gene Ontology annotation, molecular function: protein binding.